Parathielavia appendiculata is the source of this 2422-nucleotide messenger RNA. RefSeq lists its product as uncharacterized. The transcript is spliced from 2 exons. The record is from RefSeq and is a predicted model, not a curated record. NCBI's taxonomy places the organism in Eukaryota, Fungi, Ascomycota, Sordariomycetes, Sordariales, Chaetomiaceae. Bases 170 to 1978 code for a protein of 602 amino acids.
CGAUGCAACAUCGAAAUAACACCAAGCAAGCAGAACGACGCGUCUUCUUCUUGUGCUUAUUGUCAAAGCAAAAUUGACCAAAACAGGCGGUCGAGCAUUUCCAUCCUGUUUCUCGUGUCUCGACAGAGCCGUGACGCGUCUCGGUGAGGGCGGCGCGUGCCCCGAGUUCAUGGCGUCGGUGUUCGCUUCUCUGACCGCUCCGUAUCAAAGUGGCAGUAACUGGUUUCGGGUGCAUGAGGAUGGCAUUUCUUUCCCUCCUGCCCGCAGUGGGAGGGAAACCAAGGGCCCGCGGCCGUUGAUGGCCAUGUGCAUACGCUUGCUGGCAGACAACAUCAAUGCUGCACCGAGGGCCUCGAUCAAAUGCCUCCCUGAAAGAGUGAAGUGGGCUAUGUGGAAGGAGCUCCAUCCAAGGUCCAUGCCGCUCCAUGUCUGGCACAUACUUGCGCCUAGCCUUCUGGAGGAGGAAUAUCAGAACGCUACCGGCUGCCUCAACAGCAAGGAGUGGUUAGGAAAAGGUGUGACUCUUCCGAUGGCACUCUACCGCUACUGUCAGGAGAUUGUCGACCCGCCCUGCCCGCUGAGCAUCUACAUCACUCCCCUGCAGCACCUCGAAGACUGCCUGGUGCGCCUCUGCAUCGACAAGGUCGACCGGUAUGAGACUCAUGAGCUCAUUCCGCUCGCCAGACUGCCGCGGCUAGCUGUGUUGGAACUUGUUGAGCACAGCAGAACGAGACAGGUCAUCACAGACCACCUGAUCAGGGGCUGGAGCGAAGUCGGGAAGCAAGGUCAGGUUUUCCCUUCGCUACGUGUCCUGCAAAUAGCCACUCACAACAACACCUGCGCCCUUGCAGCGAACUCGCUGCAUUACAUAUUGAGGUUCCCAGCCCUGGAAGUACUCGACACCUUUUUCAAUAAGAAACGACGGCGGGAUGCAAAGGAUAUCGCUGCUAGCUAUGGAUGGAACGUUACCAAGCCCAACACGAAAGGGGCACUGUUCGUGGCGUAUGCCGAGCCUUACCUUGACGGACUGGUCGAGGUGAAAAUGAGAGACUUCUGGAAGCUGCGCGAUGCGUUUAAAGACGACAGACAGCAGGUAACCUUGGUGGACAUCUCUAUCAAGGAAGGGAGAGGGUCCGACGCAUCUCCAUCAGCCGGUCCACCUCCAACGACCGGUGCUGCCGAGUUCCCUGAAGGUGAGGAGAAUUGUCUGAUGGGCAAGUGGUUUGUCUUUACCGGCCUGCUCAAGACCCUCAGCCGCGAGGAGGCCUGUCUCCUCGUCGAACGAUAUGGUGGCAAGGUUACUGGCGUACCAAGUCGCAAGACGGACUUCGCCGUCGUGGGCAGUGAUGCCGGUCCAAGCAAGCUUAGGGAAAUCAAGGAGCAUAGUAUCGAGACGAUUGAUGAGGAAGGCCUGUUCCACCUCAUCAGGACAAUGCCCGCUCAUGGCGGCGUUGGCAUGAGGGCAAAGCAGCCUCCAAAGAGUGUCAAGCAAUCAGACGGCUCGAAUCUCGAUGAUGGCUGGCGGUCCUUGCUACAAGGCACCCAUCUCUGCGCAACAACCGAAGCAGACGCCGAGGACCAAUUCGAUCUAUUCAGCAAAUGCCCUCUGAACAUGACUGAGGACCAAGCCUUCUGGCUCCUUGGGCUUCUGGAUCAAAAGAACCGUGACGCGGCAUCCAGCAUACAGGCGCAAGUGGAAGGCGUCACGUUGCCGCGAGAGCCAUUUGUGAGCCUCAUGCUGCGCGAUUCGUGCCAUCUCACCAUUCAGCCAGGGACCUGGCUCCAUGAACGCUCCAUCUUCACGCGGCGUCGAGUGUCCCCGGCGUCUCCAAACAAGGAACGGAAUCGCAAACCUCAGACAUCGAGAAUUCCUCGCCAAGACAAUAGGAAGGUGACGGAAUGCCGGCCCCGCAAGCGGCAGAGGACGGCAGCGGAUCUUUUGUCGUCGUUCGGGACUUCUUCGGGCAAGUUGAGAUAAGGCGUGGCACUAGUCAGUUCGACACAAGCGUAUUGUCGUUUCCCGCAUGUGGGCGGCAGGUAGGUUAACCGGCGCAAGAGGACAAGUACCCAUACGGAGGAGAGGCUACAAGUCGGUAUUCUUCAAACAUUGUAGCAAGUGAUGAGGGAGGGCAUGUAUCGAGCAAAUAAUUUCUCUGUUCCCCGAGGAAUGCAGCGAGCUGCCAGAGACAGAGGGUAAGUGCAAGAAAGUUGGUCUAUCCUCCAGUUUCCCCUCCAGAAUGCCAUGGCGUAUGACUUGGACCAGAGUGAAUAUGAAGGAAAAGUUUUAUGUGUUGUGAAGAAAGAAAGAAAAAUGAGAAGCUGGUCGGUGUUCGAAGGGUUUUGAAGGUCUUUGUGAGUGGGGCAAGUGAAAACCAAUCAGACGCGGCCCAGGCCGCCGAGAGCUUCAACUUGAUAGAUGGCU